Vanrija pseudolonga is the source of this 1797-nucleotide messenger RNA. RefSeq lists its product as uncharacterized. Bases 1 to 1797 code for a protein of 598 amino acids. NCBI's taxonomy places the organism in Eukaryota, Fungi, Basidiomycota, Tremellomycetes, Trichosporonales, Trichosporonaceae. The record is from RefSeq and is a predicted model, not a curated record. The transcript has 7 exons.
AUGCGUGUCAGAGAUCCUGUGGCCACGUUUGACGACUACGUUCUCCUCGAAAUCUUUGCCCAUGUCCCGGCCGAGGACGUCGUGCGGGCCAGCUACAACACGUCGCGCCGAUGGCGAGCAGUCAUCACGCGGCUUAAACUCUGCAAGCCCAUCUUCUUCGGGCUAUCGAAUGUCAACACUGCCGAUUCGUAUGUUCUGAGGCAGCGGGAACAGCGUGAUAUUCGCUUUGACCAGUCAAGAAAGGUGGAUUGGCGGGCACACUGCGUCGCCAACAUGUUCCAGGAGCGGGCAUGGGCUUCAGGCAAAGGCGUUCUCCGCUGGUCUCCAGACAUUAUCGAGACGGGGAUCUGGGGAGGCAAAACUUGUCGCGCACGGCUUGAGUCACUUGAUCAGGGUACGACGUACGCGUCCACGAAGCAGCUCUGGCUCAUUGAUGCCAAGACGCUGAUCCCAAAGUUUGACCCUGCGAUUCUUCCCCGCGGCGAGUACGAGCAUGUGUUUGUGCUUGAUGUGCUCGGGCACGUGCUAUGUCGACAUCUUCGCGACGACGAGAAUGAGUGCGACAGAGUCGAAGUGUGGGUGCGGACUUGGACAGUGUCGCUCUUUGGCCAACUGUGUGAGCCGUCAGGCGACAUCCCCGAGUUCCAGCACCUCGUCUCCUUCCAUUUGCCGCAUGACACCGACCCGUCCCACCCAUAUCUCCUGAGGGUAGAUCGCGACCAGGAAACCGACGACCUGGCCCUGAUUCUCGCGGCGCCAAACUAUGAGGACUCGACCAUUGUCUUGUCCUGUCUGGCAACAAGUGCAGGCGGCGGUAGCUGUGAUCCGAGUCUCCAGGCAGAGCCGCUGGCGACAAUCCAUCUUGAAGAUAUGGAGCAGGUCAUGGACGAUCCCAACUUUUUUGCAAUGGCCAUGGACCAGGAGCUGUUGUUCAUUGUCAGCGCCGAGGCGCAGGUGUACUCGCGGCACUCGUCUCGCUACAUCAUGUCGAUUCCUGUAGAGGGCGGGGUGGAUGUGGCAACCGAUUUUCCGGUGGCUGUGGCAUACGACUUGACAGAAGCCGUUCGCAGUGUCCAGGCAUCGCCUGACCGUGCUGCGGCGUAUGCCAACCCUCCGGCCGGCAAGCCUCUCAUUUUCCGAGGCAUCAUGCGCGGGUCGACCCAUGGAUCGACGUUUGAGUCGCCACGGUUGUAUCACAGCAUCACAGGCCCUAUUGCGACACCCGAGUAUCACAGUGACAAGAGUGUCUAUCCCGUGCAAGUUCUUGUUGCUGGUGAAGACCUUGUGGUCGAAUACGACUGGUUUGGCCUCCAAGUCAUCAAGCAGUAUCAGUCUGUCUUCCUCCACGCCGAGACGAUGGAGGCUUCAGACCGCGAGGACUACGUUGCGAGCAACUCUAUUUUCAUCGGAUACAUUGCUGAGGUGGAGAAGACUGGCCACCACGUUGCCGUCAGUGGUACAAGGGUGGUCAUAACACAGACCGAUCACGUUCUCGUGAUGGACGUCGCCACCAUGCCGUUACCAGAGCCUGACACGACGCCGACUGAGAUCCCUGUGACGGUCAUCUACGGGGUCAACCGCGACGGAUACUGGCCUGGACAGAGCCCUCGGGCCAUGACAAUGUCCAAUGGGGCGAUCUACGAACUCGUUCCGCUGCACGCUUCGAACGAGCGGGCAUAUCGCGCGGCGGCGAAGAACGAUACCAUGAUGGCGCGUUGGGAGGACUGGUGGGGUGACACUCGCUGCCCCGACUUUGUGACCGUGCCAAAGCCCCGUCAGCCGUAUUUUUGGAGCUGA